AGGUCACUUACUUACCAGACCCCUUUGGCUCUGAAUUUUAGAGAGGGUCGCCGUACAUACGUAUCUCCUUCCUCAACCACAAUCACUUUUCUCAUUCGUCUCGAAAACAGAUACAAUACAAGCUUUGUUGUUUUAGCCACCAAAACGCGGUUUCAUACAAAAUCGAAUUAAUUAAUUAAUUAUUUAUAGCAGCUUACACUACCUCUUUCUCGGUAACUUAGGGUUUUCAUAAUUCUACUUCGUUUCCCUCCAAUUUUUAUUUUCUCAAACAGAACAGAACAGAACAUCGCAAUUUCUUCUUAGUUCGAAUUUCGGUGAUUCACGGAAUCCAAGUGGCGGCGUGUAGGAAUAACAAAUUCGUUGAUUCAUCAUGUUGGCUAAGAGAUUAAGCUCCUUCCUUAAACUCUCCCCUAAACCUCAGAUUUCUGGUGCUGUGAAGAAUGUGGAUGAACAACAGAGUAAAUAUUUUGGUCGUAAGGCAGUGUCGUUUGUUUUGAUUACUAUUACUGGUGGUGUUGCUCUGAGUGCUCUUGACGACCUUUCUAUCUAUCAUGGUUGUAGCAGCAAGGCCAUGGAGGAUGCAAGCAAGAACCAGGCAAUAAUAGAUGCUAUUGGAGAACCAAUUGUUAAAGGUCCAUGGUACAAUGCAUCUCUUGCAGUGGCUCACAAGAGGCAAUCUGUGUCUUGCUCAUUUCCCGUUUCUGGACCCCGAGGCUCAGGUGUCUUACAGCUGAAGGCAGUCCGCAAUGGAGAUGACACUUGGUCUUCCUUUUUCCUUCCUCGUGAUUGGGACAUUUUAAUCAUGGAUGCUCUUCUCCAUGUUCCUGGAAAUGAGGAGAAGCAACAGACAUUACGGAUUAAUCUCUCUCACAAGUUAUCUCCUUCCACUGCUUGCACCCAGUGUGUAGCUUGUCCUUCCCAAAGAUCAGAGGCAAAGUUGAGUUCCAAUCAAUAAUAGUAAGCUUAAGUAGUGAUUUUUAUUUCAACUAUAAACAAAUGUUACUGGUUUGAAACCUUUUACAUGAGUCAGAACAAUAGUAUUAUAAUAGCAAGCUUAAGUGGCGAGGCGAUCUUUCUUUCAACUAUAAACAAAUUUUUCUAAUUUUUAACCUUUUACAUGAGGUAUUAUUGUUUGUUUUUGGUGGAAUAAAUUUCAGUUUCUUAUGGUGUAAUAUGUAACAUUAUUCAUCAUUGAGAUUUUCAGAUAAAUGGUGGCUUGUCUGUUGUAUUUUUUUCUUCUUUA
Messenger RNA from Trifolium pratense (red clover), 1243 nucleotides. RefSeq lists its product as uncharacterized. NCBI's taxonomy places the organism in Eukaryota, Viridiplantae, Streptophyta, Magnoliopsida, Fabales, Fabaceae. Bases 371 to 955 code for a protein of 194 amino acids. The record is from RefSeq and is a predicted model, not a curated record. The transcript is spliced from 4 exons.